CGGGACGCCAGUUACGGUGCAGGUCAGGACUAUGGCGGCCCGGCUGGCUAGGAUCCGGUGGGGGACUGCCCCUGCCGCUGCCCGGAGGGGCCCGCUGGUCUCCUGCCGGAGGUGGGCCGGCGCCUCGUCAGACACCGUGUACGAUGUGGUGGUGUCCGGGGGAGGCCUGGUGGGCGCCGCUAUGGCUUGUGCCUUGGGAUAUGAUAUUCACUUUUGUGACAAGAAAAUCCUGUUGCUAGAAGCAGGUCCAAAGAAAGUACUGGGGAAAUUGCCAGAAACUUACAGCAACAGGGUCAGCUCCAUUUCCCCUGGCUCCGCAACCCUUCUCAGUAGUUUUGGUGCCUGGGACCACAUCUGCAACAUGAGAUACAGAGCCUUUCGUCGAAUGCAGGUGUGGGAUGCCUGCUCAGAAGCUCUGAUAAUGUUCGAUAAGGAUAAUCUAGAUGACAUGGGCUGUAUAGUGGAGAACAAUGUCAUCAUGCAUGCUCUCACUAAGCAGCUGGAGGCUGUGUCAGACCGAGUGACCGUUCUCUACAAGAGCAAAGCAGUCAGCUAUACCUGGCCUUAUCCAUUUUCUAUGGCAGACUCCAGCCCUUGGGUUCAUAUUACCCUAGGUGAUGGCAGCAUCCUCCAGACCAAAUUGUUGAUUGGUGCAGAUGGCCACAACUCAGGCGUACGGCAGGCCGCUGGAAUCCAAAACGUUAGCUGGAACUAUGACCAGUCCGCUGUUGUGGCUACUCUGCAUUUAUCGGAGGCCACAGAAAACAAUGUAGCUUGGCAGAGAUUCCUCCCCUCUGGGCCCAUUGCUCUGCUUCCGCUCUCAGACACUUUGAGUUCCUUGGUUUGGUCCACAUCCCAUGAACAUGCAGCAGAGCUGGUCAGCAUGGAUGAGGAAAAGUUUGUGGAUGCCGUUAACUCUGCCUUUUGGAGUGAUGCCAACCACACAGACUUCAUCGACUCGGCUGGCUCCAUGCUGCAGUAUGCGGUCGCCUUUCUGAAGCCCACUAAGAUCUCAGCUCGCCAGCUGCCCCCAAGUGUAGCCAGGGUGGAUGCCAAAAGCCGAAUACUGUUUCCUCUUGGGUUGGGACAUGCUGCUGAGUACGUCCGGCCUCGGCUGGCACUCAUUGGGGAUGCAGCCCACAGAGUCCACCCACUUGCAGGACAAGGUGCCAACAUGGGCUUUGGGGAUAUCUCCAGCUUGCUGCAUCACCUCAGGACUGCAGCCUUCAAUGGGAAAGACUUAGGCUCCAUGAGUCACCUCACAGCUUAUGAAACAGACAGACAGCGUCACAACACUGCUCUUCUGGCUGCUACUGACCUACUAAAACGGCUGUAUUCUACCAGUGCCACCCCACUGGUGCUGCUCAGGACGUGGGGCUUGCAGGCUACAAAUGCAGUGUCUCCGCUCAAAGAACAGAUUAUGGCCUUUGCAAGCAAAUGAAUGCUCCUCUUCUGGAUCUUUUCCCAAGACCACCACGUAUUUUCAAGAUUUAAUUUAAUAAAUUUACAUUAGAA
Lagenorhynchus albirostris (white-beaked dolphin) is the source of this 1515-nucleotide messenger RNA. It is a transcript of the gene COQ6, whose product is annotated as coenzyme Q6, monooxygenase. Gene Ontology annotation, cellular component: mitochondrion. Bases 32 to 1441 code for a protein of 469 amino acids. NCBI's taxonomy places the organism in Eukaryota, Metazoa, Chordata, Mammalia, Artiodactyla, Delphinidae. The transcript has 12 exons. Gene Ontology annotation, biological process: ubiquinone biosynthetic process. The record is from RefSeq and is a predicted model, not a curated record. Gene Ontology annotation, molecular function: 2-octaprenyl-6-methoxyphenol hydroxylase activity; FAD binding; oxidoreductase activity, acting on paired donors, with incorporation or reduction of molecular oxygen, NAD(P)H as one donor, and incorporation of one atom of oxygen.